Messenger RNA from Clonostachys rhizophaga, 594 nucleotides. Lineage: Eukaryota; Fungi; Ascomycota; Sordariomycetes; Hypocreales; Bionectriaceae. The record is from the annotation of a GenBank genome assembly.
AUGGCUCUGAUUUUGUCGGCUGUUGAUAAUAUGCAACUUAUGUUCUGGGGUGCCCUAGCUGCUGUCCUCAUCGAUCGUGUCGGCCGAAGAAGACUCCUGAUGAUGGGAGUUAUGGUCAGCUCUGUCUGCUUUGCCUUGGUAGCAGUCGGCCUGCGCUAUAGCGGCCAAGAUAGCCCCAACCGGAACCAGAGCAUGUCGAUCAUGGCCGUCGCCUUCAUCUUUAUCUACUAUGUCUUUUAUGGCAUGUCGCUGCUCUCAAUACCUUUUAUGUACCCUGCUGAGAUUAACUCCCAGAGGAUGCGUAAUACGGGGACAUCUUUCGCCACUACCAUCAACUGGACCUGCAUCUACCUGGUCGUCGUUGUCACCCCGACGGCUAUUGAUUCCAUUGGAUGGAAGUACUAUCUUGUUUAUGCUGUCACUAACUUCUGUUUCAUCUCUAUUGUCUGGCGCUGGUAUAUCGAGACUGCAAAUAUGCCCCUGGAACAGGUCGACACUUUGUUCCGCAUCAAGCAUAAAUGUAGCGAAGGAUUCGCAUUGCAAAUCGCCACGGAAGAGAAGAGCUACCAUAUCAAUCUUGACAUCUUUCCGUGA